CAACCGAAAUCAAUAGUACUACAACAAGUAGGUAUUUGAGUUUGACAGGGGGACUUUUCCCUCCCCAGUCGAAUUCACCUCAUACCUUGACGUUACUAGGCUGUUGUUUACCGCGAGGUGUCGCCGAGAAACGUCGGCUGUUGACUGUUAAGUGGAUUAUUUUGCUCGGAGCGGAUUGCAGCCAUGAUGGCGUCAAGCUACAACGCCAAGGAGGAGGACGGACACCAUUCGGGCGCUGCGAGUCACGGCGGGCCAGCGGUGGCGAAAAGCAAAAAGCCGGACAACACUGCGUUCAAGCAGCAGAGACUUCUCGCCUGGCAGCCCAUCCUUACCGCAGGCACCGUGCUCCCUGCCUUCUUCGUUAUUGGUAUCUUCUUCCUCCCCAUUGGCAUUGGCCUCUUCGUCACCUCUAACAACAUUAAAGAAUUCGAGAUUGAUUACACCGGUGUGGACCUUGACAGUCCGUGCUACAGCUGUGCCAAGAACUUCAGCUGGAAUAGCACAACGCCGUGUGUCUGCACGGUGGACUUCACGUUGGAGCAGCCAUUUGAGAGCAAUGUCUACAUGUACUACGGUUUAUCCAACUUCUAUCAGAACCACAGGCGCUACGUAAAGUCCAGGGAUGACAGCCAGUUGUAUGGUGACCCGUCGUCUUUGAAGGAACCGAGCAAAGAAUGUGAGCCGUAUCGUACAAGUGAUGGACUGCCCAUUGCUCCGUGUGGGGCGAUAGCUAACAGCCUGUUCAAUGACACUCUGGAUCUGUAUCAUAUUGAGUCCAACGGCACCGUGAAUGUCAUUCCGCUGGUAAACCGGGGCAUCGCAUGGUGGACAGACAAGCAUGUGAAAUUCAGGAAUCCCGGUGGAAACGACAACAACCUCACAGUAGCUUUCCAAGACACGGCUAAGCCAGUGAACUGGAGGAAACCAGUGUAUGAGUUGGACCCAACGGAUCUGGAAAACAACGGCUUUGUCAACGAGGACUUCAUCGUGUGGAUGCGCACAGCUGCUCUGCCGACCUUUCGCAAACUCUACCGCAUCAUCCAUAAGAAGUCGAGCACAACCCCCACUCUACCCAGUGGCAGAUAUGUCUUGAACAUCACUUACAAUUACCCUGUCCUCAGCUUUGAUGGUCGCAAGCGAAUGAUCUUAAGCACCAUCUCCUGGAUGGGAGGAAAGAACCCCUUCCUGGGCAUCGCCUACAUCACCGUGGGCUCCAUCUGCUUCCUCCUCGGUGUCGUCCUGCUCAUCAUCCACCAUAAAUAUGACAACCGCAACAACAGCGCAGACAUUCCAAGCUAAACACUCCGUCUCAUGAUUGCUAGUCUCUGCAUGUAUGAGUGACCGUCCCAGACUGAUUGUUGAUUUUAGCAUGAAUACACUGGUCUCUGUAAAUGUCUGUCUCGUGUUUGUGGAAGAAGGGCAGCGCUGUUAAGUGUCGAAUCAAAAGCUAUGUAUAUAUAUGUUGGACAUGUGAAGUAAACGGCUUGUUACAGUCCCGUGUCUCUGCAUACAACUUGGCUCGAUUGUCAUUGUCUGUCUUCCUUUUUAUUUUUUACAUCUAUUUAUCAAUACAUUGUCAGAAGAAUGUUGUGUUUAUUGAGCACUGCUUUGCAAAAAGGCUUAAUUGUUGAAGGGUGUAUGUAUUUUAAAGUCGGUUUUCACCAUCAUAUUUACUGCUUUAUGUCCUGCUGAUGAAUGUACUGUUAUAUUCCACUGACAUACCUCUGGUUUUUGACAUGGCCCUGAAAAAGGGACAGGAUAAACUUUGCUAGCAUGCUGGUGAUUGAUAUGCUCGUAUAAGUAUUUUACUCACGGAGAAAAAAUUUGGUAUUCAUGACAAAUUGUAAAAGCCAGUCAUAAGGUGUCUGUAUUUAACUGUUGACAGUAUCCCUACAAUCUAGUGCUCAUGAAUGAACAUAACCCAGGACCACUAUAUCCAGUAUUCUUCACGGAGACGCAUCACGCAGACUGGAGCACGCUUGUGUUUUAAGUGUUGGAUUAAAACGCAUUCCUUGCUGUUUACCAAAUGAUACUGAAUGCACUUUAAUAGUGUCACAUUUGUGAGGUGUCCCCCCGUUAAGUUCAUGUUAAUGAGCGGUUAAUGGUUUCAAUUUGAAUUUUUGUCUCGUUUAUUUUUGGUCCAAUUAAACAACUUUGUCAAUGCA
Solea solea (common sole) is the source of this 2165-nucleotide messenger RNA. Its product is annotated as cell cycle control protein 50A-like. The record is from RefSeq and is a predicted model, not a curated record. Lineage: Eukaryota; Metazoa; Chordata; Actinopteri; Pleuronectiformes; Soleidae. Gene Ontology annotation, cellular component: endoplasmic reticulum; Golgi apparatus; plasma membrane. Gene Ontology annotation, biological process: phospholipid translocation. Bases 184 to 1299 code for a protein of 371 amino acids. The transcript has 7 exons.